This is a messenger RNA of Folsomia candida, 2019 nucleotides long. RefSeq lists its product as uncharacterized. Gene Ontology annotation, cellular component: plasma membrane. The record is from RefSeq and is a predicted model, not a curated record. Gene Ontology annotation, molecular function: long-chain-alcohol O-fatty-acyltransferase activity; diacylglycerol O-acyltransferase activity. Gene Ontology annotation, biological process: triglyceride biosynthetic process. NCBI's taxonomy places the organism in Eukaryota, Metazoa, Arthropoda, Collembola, Entomobryomorpha, Isotomidae. Bases 456 to 1919 code for a protein of 487 amino acids. The transcript has 2 exons.
AUAUUCUAGUUUUACAUAUUUACCGCAAUUGCAGAAUAUUUUUAUUUAGUUUGCAUAAAUUAGCCAUCACUAAACUAAUUAACUAAUUACUCAGUUACUUACGUAUCCAAAAUGAAUGUUACUAAAAAGAAGGGAACACAUAUUCUUACUGUCAAUUUCUUCUCAAUUACAUAUAUACAUUUUUAGUGCAACUUUCAAUUAACACGCAGGUUGAAGAAGAAGUGGUUCAAGAAUAAAAGUAAAACCUGUUUAUGUAGAUAUCAUGUACCAUGCAAUGUUAUCACGGUUUAAAUUACAGCAUUAUUUCCCACACGGAUAUUAAAUACUUAAUACGAAACAAAGGUUUUGUUAUAGGCUCGUUCAUUCCAGCCAGACUUCAGUCACUUCUCCAAUCAGAGUGCAUUAAGCAAUAAAUAUUCCAAUUGCUUUUUCAAUUGUGAAACUCAAUACUAAAAAUGUCAUAUUUACCAUUAAAAUUAUUACUUGUCCCAUUGUCACUUGUCCUCACCCCUUGUUUAUUAAUAUGUGUAGUUUUUCCACUCUAUUUAAUCAGACUAAUAUCAUGUAUAACGUCAAAAUUCGUUUUGUCCAAAAACUCUCGGAUAUUGUCUCCAAUCAGCAGCAUUUUUACAUCAGACAACUUUAGCAAACCGAGGUGCACCUUGGUCCUUGCAGCAAUAGUCGAAGGGAGUCUUAACAAGGAUGAGAUUGUUACCAGGCUAAAUCUCGUCUUUAAUUCUGGACUAUAUCCUGAACUGAGACAGAAAUUGUGUCGAUGGAUGGGGUUUUGGUUUUGGGGCGAUUGUUCAGAUUUUAAUCUUGAUCACCACUUAAAAUUUCACGAAAACACUUCUUCAUCAUCCCUGGUGGAUGAGGUUCAAGUAAGAAAAAUCAGAAAUGAGCUUGUGAAGAAAGAAUUCGACACCAACAAACCGCUGUGGGAGAUGUGCAUCUAUCCUUACACAACAAUUAUCAAUGGGCAUGAUACUAAUACGGAACCUAAAUCUGUGGCCAUUUUCAGGAUUCACCAUUGCGUCGCAGAUGGCUACAGUUUGUUGAAUGUGUUCAAGGACUUUAAUGAAACAGAAGUUAAGACAAGUAAACCACAUUUUCUUCACCGAACAUUUAAACAAAAAUGUGUGUUUUGGUUGCGAUUCUUAACAAUAACGCCGAUAGAUUUGUGCAUCAGCUAUUGGAACGCUAAGGACAAUAAUGCCUUUAAAAUUAAAAAGUUUUCUGGCGAGUCAUUUGGUUUCGAGGCUGAUACCGUGGAGCUGGAAACGCUGAAACGAAUUGCGAAAAAAUUUGGAGUGAGUGUGAGUGCAGUAAUUUUUACAGGAUUCUGUGCAGCCAUUCGUGAUGCAUUUCUUAAGAAAAAUUGGCCAGUUCCGGCAAAGUUCCAUGUUCCAUGUGCUCUUCCUGUGAGUAUGAAGUUUGGGGAGAGUAAACAUUUAACAAAUGUGAUGACACUAUUGCCAUUUCCAACUCCAGUAAAUGAGGCAAAUCCUUUAACCCGUCUUUCGAAAAUCGAAAGGAUUUUCAAACAAAAGAAGAAUUCGGAAUUGGCCGUUGCUUACUCCUUCCUUUUCCAGUUUGCAGGAAUUUUGGCUAGUUUGACUCGAAAAGAAAACGGCUGCUCGUCAGGUUCAGCAUUCUGGAGCAAUUUCCCAGGCACCACCAAUCAUCAAUUAGUCUUUGGGAAAAAAAUAUCGGCCUUCCGGUUCACCACUGAUUUUCACAAUGACAACGUAGCGUUAGGAUUUGCAUCCAUUUGUUUUAAUGGGAACAUGUUGAUUAGUUGCAAGGCUGACAAAAAUUUAUUUUCAGACCCCAGUCUAACACGACAAUUUAUAGAAAGAGUUACCGAGGAAUACACAUUUUUAGAUAAAUAUUCAUUUAGUGAUAAUCAGUUUGUAUAAAAUCUAAUCUAAUUAGUGAUAUACGUACUUAUUUAUAUGUAUUUUUCUUGUAUUUUUAUAGUUUGUACAGCAUUCGUAUACAUAAAUGCUUAAUAACAAU